Molecule: messenger RNA, 7595 nt
Organism: Triplophysa rosa
Lineage: Eukaryota; Metazoa; Chordata; Actinopteri; Cypriniformes; Nemacheilidae
Gene: mtmr1a
Product: myotubularin related protein 1a
Exons: 18
Coding region: 197-2284 (695 amino acids)
Biological process (GO): dephosphorylation
Molecular function (GO): phosphatidylinositol-3,5-bisphosphate 3-phosphatase activity
Source: RefSeq, a predicted model, not a curated record
AUGGCUGCUUCCUUGAUAUAAAUAAAAGAGAGAAACGCUAUUUGUCAGCAGCAGAAGCGUCACAGGAAGCUGAGAGUCGACCACAGAGUGCGGCUCGCUUCCACACAGAUAGAAAUGACUUCCUAAAGACUCCAAGCUCUCACAGUAGACAUUAAUACAUUCACAACCUGCGAGACUGAGCUCGUAAACGUGGAAAAUGGAGAAACAGCACUCGUCUGGGUCAGACAGUCCGGUGCUGCCGGUUGUGCCGAGAAAACCACGAGUCCUGCUAGCAGGAAACCCAGCAUCACGACAGGACAGCGUGGAUUCGCCAGAAAGCCCGUCAGGAUCUCAUGUGGAAUGGUGCAAACAGCUUAUAGCAGCCACUAUCUCCAGCCAAAUGUCCUGCGCCGGCCCGCCAGACGCAGUGACCCGCGAGUGCAGGGUUGGGAAGAAGAUAGAUUUUAGGGUAUCCAAGAGGUCUAACUUGAGGUCUCAGGACUGUGGUGAAGAACAUGGCUAUCGGUGUGACAGCUGCUCUGAGCUGCCCUCUCACCCUCCGCAGGUAUUCAAACGGCAAGCGCCUGUGGAUGAAGUCCAACUGGUCCCUGGAGAAACCGUCAAAACCACUGUUAAAGAUGUGAUUUAUAUCUGUCCUUUAACUGGAGCCGUGACGGGCACACUGACAGUCACAGACUACAAACUUUACUUCAUCAGUCUAGAAAGGGAUGAUCCUUUUGUGCUGGAUGUGAACAUCUGUGCUAUCAGCAGACUGGAGACUUUUAGCGUACAGAGUCUGGGAGAAAAUACUAGUGGCAUUGAGAUCGUCUGUAAGGAUAUGAGAAGUCCCAGGUUUGCUUAUAAAAAUGAGGAGCAGAGUAAGCUGGAGAUUUUGGAGACGUUGACCAAGUAUGCCUUCCCCUUGUCUAAUGGCCUGCCUCUCUUCACUUUCCAAUACAAGGAAAAGUUUCCAGAGGAUGGAUGGAAGGUUUAUGAUCCAGUGGCUGAGUACAAGAGGAUGGGUUUGCCGAAUGAGAGCUGGACCAUCCGUAAGAUCAACAGUAAUUAUGAAGUGUGUGACACAUAUCCUGCUUUGCUUGUUAUUCCAAAAAGUAUUGAAGAUGAUGAGAUCAAACGUGUGGCCUCUUUCAGAGCCAAACACCGCAUUCCGGUCCUCUCCUGGGUCCACCCAGAAACUCAGGCCACUAUAGUGCGUUGCAGUCAGCCUAUGGUGGGGCCCACAGACCGUCGGUGUAAAGAAGAUGAGCACUACCUUCAGACCAUCAUGGAUGCAAACGCACAGUCCCAUAAACUCACCAUAUUUGAUGCUCGGCAGAACACCGUUGCCGAUAAUCAUAAGGCUAAAGAUGGAGGUUAUGAGAAUGAGAACUUCUAUCCCAACAUGGAGCUGAAUUUCCUGGAGAUCCCGAACAUUCACGUUAUUAGAGAGUCUCUGCGUAAGCUGAAAGAGGUGGUCUACCCCACAAUCGAUGAACAGCGCUGGCAUUCAGCCAUAGAUGCCACACACUGGCUGGAGUACAUUCGGCUGUUGCUUGUGAGUGCAGUGCGGAUUGCAGAUAAGGUGGAGUCCAGUAAGAGCUCUGUGGUGGUGCACUGUAGUGACGGCUGGGACCGUACGGCUCAGCUCACUUCUCUGUCCAUGCUGAUGCUGGACUCCUACUACAGAACCCUCCGGGGCUUCCAGGUGCUGCUGGAGAAGGAAUGGAUCAGUUUUGGACACAAGUUCGCUUCGCGCGUCGGCCAUGGAGACGAAAAUCAUUUAAACUCUGAGCGCUCCCCUUUAUUCGUGCAGUUUAUUGACUGUGUUUGGCAGGUGAUGAGACAGUUUCCCACCGCCUUUGAAUUUAAUGAGCUCUUCCUCAUCACCAUUCUGGAUCACCUCUACAGCUGCCUGUUUGGUACGUUUCUCUACAACAGUGAACAUGAGAGAGUACAAAAGGCAAUGAACAGUAAGACGGUGUCUUUGUGGUCUUACAUUAACAGUCAGCCAGAAGACUUUACCAACCCAUUCUAUGUGAACUAUGAAAACCACGUGUUGUACCCUCUAGCUAGUGUAAGGCAUUUAGAGCUGUGGGUCGGAUAUUAUGUGCGCUGGAACCCCCGUAUGAGACCACAGAUGCCUGUACACCAGAACCUGAAGGAGCUGCUGUAUUUGCGUACGGAGCUUCAGAGGAAGGUGGAGGAACUUCAGAAAGAAGUAUCUGCGUCACACUCAAUCUCCUCCUCCUCAGAGCAUGCGUAUUCUCCCUCACAUGGCUGUACACCCCUACACACCUCUGGUUAAAAUACAUAGGAAUGUAAGCUCUAGUUUAAACGAAAAAGGUAAUGUGACAUAUUCAUCUAUCAAGAUUUUUAUUCUCACUUAAAAAAUACAAAAAGCCAAGUACUGAAACACUCAAAAACUUACAUGAACACCCAAAAAGUGGACUGUCUUCUGCGCAAUUCAGUGUUAUUUUAGUUUUCGUGAAACUGCUCUCUUUGACAUACUUCUAGUCAGAUCAGGAAAAGCUUUGAUUGGAGUUUUAAUUCUGGUUAUAAGUUGUUCCAUUUUUUAACUUUAACUAGUUUCAUUUCUAAUAUUUGACUUUUAAAUAUGCAGAAAUUGUAAUAAUUUAUUGGCAUUUAGCUGAAGAAUACGUGUGUUGUCGGUUUCUAUAGAUUCUUUCACUAUUGAAUUUCUAGUAUUUUCUUUAUUAGUUAGUAGUUUUUAAUCACCUCAACCUGCCUCUGUGCCAAUUUUGGUACGACUGUUUUUAUAUUUCACUCCAGUUUUAGUUUUACUAUAGUUUACUUAUUAACUCAUGUUCAUGUUUUAGGUUGGUAAAAUUAGGUGGGAUAGUUGUUUUAUCAUUAUUUUGUCGUAAAGAUUGGAGCCUUCAUUGUGUCAGGAGAGAAUAGUGCUGUUUAAAUACUGCCAUUUUAAACCACAUAUUGGUUUUUCUUUGUGUUUCUCAAGCACUUGUUAGUAUAAAGAUGAAAGCCUGUAGUGUCUGUCCUGUUUUCAUAUGCAUACUUUACUACUGUACUGCCUGUACUACUGAAAUUUAUGUUUACAGAAGGGAAAAUAGGGACCAUCAUAUCCUCACUCCACCUGUUGAGUAUGUCUGUUGUGUCCAUAUGUAUUUCUGUGGAACCUUUCCAUAUUGCGCGAGAAACUUUUACCAUCUUCAGUUAAGGGUUGUCCACUUGUACACUUGAUAAGUAUGUAAGAAAGGAAGUUAUGACAGUAUAAGGGAGAAACAUUUCAGAUCAUUUUAACAACUCAGGCUGUGCACCUUAAAGUCACCCAAAAAGGAAAAUUCUGUAAUCAUUUACUCACCCUCUUGUCAUUUCAAACCUGUAUGACUUUCUUUCUUCUGCAGAACACAAAAGAAGACAUUUUGAGGAAUGUUGGUACACUGUAAACCCGGACAAGUUGAGUGUACUUAAACAUUUUGAGGUAACCGAUUACCUUAAAAAAGUUAAGUAAUGUGUAUUUGAUAUAACUUAAAAUGUUCAGCUCAUCCAACAUAUAAAAGGGCAUUGCACUAAAUUCUAAGUAGACUGAACUUAAAGUAAUUAGUAACAGCAACUGCUCUUGUCGAACUGUGAAAUGUAAUAAGUUGACUCUACGAAAAAAAAAUGAGGAAUAACACUUGCGCAUUGACUAAACAGAGAUCGUUAAAAGGUCAGCUUGGAGUAGAUUUCAUAAUAGGUGUCAAUUAUUAAUAAAGUACAAAAGCUGUUGUAAAUAAGAAUGAGUUUGAUCCUUUUCUUACUGAUGAGAAUGUUUCAGUUCAUAAAUGCACAAGGAUUGUGUCAAAAUAAAGAACGUUUUACUGACAUCAACAGUCAUCAUACAAACCUCAACAAUGGUGACAAUCAUCAAACAAAUUCAGAUAAACAGAUCAACUGCAAUGCAUGCUGGGAAUCAUGAAUGAGUUUUGUACUAUGAUGUUACCCAGCAUCCAUUGCAGCAUGAAGUUUUAUUUUGUUGAUUGUCACCAUUGUUGAGAUUCAUACACUGAUUAUUCAUGUCUAAUUGAUUUAUUAAAAGGUUUUUAGGCAUAUUUAUAUUUGUCUCUGAGGAUAUGACAGUCAUAACACUAAUCUGUAAUAUAAAUCAGUUUACAAAGUAAUAACACAACACACUCUUUAUCAGUGAUUCAUGAUCACCAAUUGAAAUCAGCUACCGGAUUUCUUUGCUUUUUACCCCAAACAAACGGGUUUUAACACACUGUUUCAGUGGUUAAAGAGAAGCUAAGCAAAUGUUCUAGUAGUGAAACACAAGAGUCAAGAGCCCAACUAAAGCAAACACUGAUCACAAUAAUGGUAGUCUGGUUAAAUUUAACUUUUUUUAAAAUGUAUUCAAUGGUUGCUUGCUAUCUGGGACACUUUAAAAUUUUAAGUAAACGGGACUAUUUCAGUUUUGAGUACAGUUAACUCAUUUUUAAUUAGUAGAUUGUACUGUUCGGGAUUACAGUGGUAACCAAACAAUGGCUGUACCCAUUCACUUUUAUUGUGUGGACACAAAACCAAUGCAAGUGAAUUGGGGCCAGUUAACAACAUUCUUCAAAAUAUCUUCUUUUGUGUUCUGUCAUAACGGUUUGAAAUUACAAGAGGGUGAGUAAAUGAUGAUGUGUGAACUUAACUUUAAGAGACCAACUUUCAAUGCCAGUUACUGUUUUAAAAAUGUAUGACUUGGAUUUUUAUAAUGCACCUUUAAAAAAAAGAAAAUAAUAUAAUGUGUAUUUUUGUUGUUUUGUCUUCUUGUAUUUUUGUAUUCCCUCUUGUUUAUUCUUUCUUGUCAUUCGUUCUGUUAUUCUCCUUUUUAUCUGUACAUUUAAAAAUAUAAAAAUUGCGUCAGAAUAUUAAAAUAUCAAAAUGUACAUCCCCACUUUUUCUUGGAGUAAUGAAAGACUCAGACAAGAUAAAUUGUUUAUUAUUGGGUUUCUUUGUGCUGACCUCCAGCGAGAUACAGAAUACAAUUUGAGGACAAAAUUUGAAUAUCAAAUUCUACAGUAGAAACUGAGGUGUCUAGAAGGUAAUUUCCAGUUAAUUUCUCUGUUUGUGUGUUUUCAUUGCAUUCUGUACUUGUGUGAGCAGGCACUAAUGAAAACUGAGAUUAUAUGCUGAAGGUCAAUGUCUCCGAGGUUCAGGUCACGGCUAAAUUUAUUAAAUAAGCAAACUUAAUAUUGCACGGAGCUACAAUCUGAUCUGUGGCAGUUACAGGAUGAAAUACCAAUGUGGCAGUGUAAAUUUAAGACACCUCUCAGACAGUUCUGGCCCAAUAACAAAUUUCUUAUGCUCAUGAAUAAACCCAGUACACAAGAAAAAGACUUUUUAUAUCUACAGCUAGAAUUCAAAACAUGCAUUUCUGUACACUUCUGCAUUUACACCCUUGUUUUGACAAAAUUGCAACAACUGGCCAAACAAUACCAGAGAGCCUUGAAAUGCAACCUUUGCCAUAUGAAUUUCUAGGAUCCAAUCAUUACAAAUGUAGACAAUCGAUUAAAGGUCCACUCAGUGAAAUCUAGCGGCAAGGUUGCGUAUUUACAACCAACAUCUCGCUCCACCCCUCCUGUUCGAAACUCUACGACGGCUGACAGAACAUGGCGAAUCAUAUGCAAGGGGACCUGCGGUGUAUGUAGAUAGAAAUAGCUUAUUCUAAGGUAAUAAAAACAACGCUUCAUUGUAUAAGCUCUUUAUACACCUCUGAAGACAUAGUUAUGUAUAUUAUAUUGAAUUUAUGUCAAUAGAUCCUCCAAAAAAUGACACACUGGACCUUUAAAGGAAUCGGGGAGGUUUUAUCAAGCAGAUAAUGCAUCAAAGCAACAAAUCUGGAAUAGUUCUUACAAAUACAAAUAUGUGAUAGGGUUGUCAAAAACGUUCAAGACAUUCCUAAACCAAGACCUUUGUGUCUUUCAUUUAGCUAUCAUUGAAAUUCAUUGCUGUCACCGAAUCACUACACUGACACGCAAAAAGGCAAAACCCAUCACGUUUUAUCUUUGGUGUUCUACAUUUCUGACAAGUGUAGCACCGAUAAAGCCACAUUUUUCUGUAGCCUAACAAUCACCAUAUCAGUAAAAAGAGAUACAUUCAGCUAACAUUCCGGUUGGUUAGUUUUUGUUUUUAUCUAUAGAUGUGGUUCAAAUGCCGUGGUAGGAUAAACUGUCAGUGUGCAGAGGUUGGACCAUGCUGAUAUCAGGCAACAUUCUUAAGCAUGUCAGACAUCAGUAUUAGUUACUGAAGUAUUGUAAAUCUAGUUCAUCGUGGGCAUGUGAGAGAACAAACUGAAACAGUCGACCAGGUUCCACCCAGGUACGUCUGGUUAGUGCACAUUCAACAAAUGCAGCCCUUCUAAUGGUUGCGACUGUUAGUGUCGUGUUUCCUUCUGUGUUUGUAUGCUAGCGUGUCUUCGCUAAUGUUAGCGUGGUAAGGCAUUGGGAAGGAAAGCACCAUUUGCGAAGGCUGGGGGGUAAAAAAAGUGCACCUGAAUUCACAGUGUAAAACAACAGCUACAAUAAAUCUGGGGCAUCUUAAGUAGGGAUGCGAUUGGCAAGGAUUGAUCUGCUUUCCAGUUAGUUUUGCUAACUUUUCUUGCUAGUUUUCUUCACAAUUCUGGUUCGUGGCCUUCUUAAAACCUCAGUAGCAAAAAGGCACUGUUGUUCAAAGACAGAACCCUUUCAUCUAUCCAUGCGAGUUGGACAAGUUAGCAAAACAGGCUACUGGGAAUGCAGCCAGGGAUUAAGGCAAUAGCAAAACUAGUAAGGGUGCAUCAGGUCUACAAGGAUUCUAAAAAGACUGGAAAGCUAAAGUUCAAACAUGCUACAAACGAUACAAACACUAAGCUAGGACGAAAGCUACUCCCCAGUUAAAAAAGAGUGGGGUGCACAAACAUUUAUGUACAUUGACUGCUACAAGUGUAAAUAGAGAUGCACUGAUACAACGGUUCGAGUACAAACUUCAAAACAGUAUGCAAUAUACAAGCAAGCACAUUAUUAGCAAUUAGCAAUACGAGAGUUACUACACAGCGUAAAGGUCUUUGCACAUGCAGUCCGAAAUUUUCGUACAAGUUUUUUUCGCAUUUGGCGCUCGUUUGUACGGUGUCUCUGAAUUGUCCAAACGCUUGCUACGGAUGCGAAAAACGAAGAAAAUCGAACCCAGUCCGAAUUUUUUUAUGACGGACGAACAUAUCGGAGGCAGUGUGUAAAUGUGAUUGACACAACGUGAGGUCGUAUUUAUUUUUUUAACGUGCGUAAAUUUCGGACGCAAAUUUCGGACUCAAUGUGCAAUGGCCUUAAGUAUUGCACUAACAUAAAAAACACAAGUUACUUCCACUCACGAAUUCACGCUAAUGUAACUAGCCACUCUUAUCACACCAGUUCUAUAUAUUCCUCAAAAGAAGGAAUCGCAACCACUGACAUCCAACUAAUACACACGAAAGCAGUCAACACUGUUUUUCAUCAACACAAUCACGUCUUCACAGUUACACCCCUUUUUGAUCAGUGGUUUUUUUACGCAAAUUAGAAGUUAAGCAGCUGUUGGUUAGUUUCUGACAUCAGUCGUUCAAUUUUUUUUUUUCAAAAGUCACGCUAGUAUAAAGUUUGCUAAGA